GCUCUGCGGCUACUUUACAAAGUCGAACUUUAAUUUAGGCGUUUUCUCUUUACAGACGUCAGUAGUUGCAUUUUAAAAUAUACAUAUAUAUAAAUCCGGGGCUUGUUGGAGAAAUCGCUCUAACAGAACAAACUUUAUACGCUUCGAACCGGUUUCGAAACAACAUGAAGAAACCGAAGCGUCGUUGACGCUUCGAAACUGAGUACUGUGUCGAAUACCGGGGCUUCAGUUAGCUCGGGAGCUAAUGCUGGCUAAGUCUAGGUUAUUUUUAUUUUAUUUUUUUUGCAUAUCACUUUUCCGUCUCAUUCCUUUCCUGUCCAGUAGUAAACGAUGUCAGCUUCGGAACAGGUUCGGUUCGGUCGGAAACGAGUCCUGCCAUCGUGUCCAAACCCGCUGUUUCUGCAGUGGCUUACCGAGCUGAGAGACGAGGCCAGAGACAGAGGACUGAAGACCCAGUUCACCUACCAGAAGGCAAUCAAUUCUUUGAACAAGUAUCCGUUACCGCUUCAAAAUGCCAAAGAGGCAAAGAUCCUGCAGAACUUUGGAGACGGGAUCUGUAAAAUACUGGAUGAUAAACUCCAGCGGUACUACAGAGAGAACGGUCCAAAUGCUAAGAUUCACUCGCUGCCCGAAGGAGCGCCCCCUGCUGUUCAAGCUGACAACCACAGCCUGGUGCCUUCCAAGAAAAAAAAUGGAGUGUGUGUUGGUGGAGAGUCUGGAGAAGGAAAGACGAGGAGGAGGAAGAAGGACUACGUGCCCCAGAAGAGGUCUGGAUGCUAUGCUGUGCUGCUCAGCCUUUACAGAGAGUCGCAGUUGGCAGAUGGGAAAGGUUACAUGUUAAAAUACGAACUUCAAACUGAAGCUCAACAUCUAUGCGACAAAUCGCUAACUGUGCCUGAACCGGGCAGUAAAUACACAGCCUGGUCUUCAGUCAGCACCCUGAUCCAAAAGAACCUGGUGUUAAAGACCCACAACCCGGCAAGGUAUUCUCUGACCGAGGAAGGUCUGGCUCUGGCGGAGCGUCUGGAUUCAGCAGAGCGGCUGACGGACAACAGACCAGACGGGGACGGAGAAGACAGUCCUGGAGUGGUGGAUCUGACCUGCAGUGAUGAAGAGGAGCAGGAGGAAAACCAGAGGACGCACCCCACAGAGCGGCCGGAGUGCGUGACACAGAUGAGGACCGAGCCAGACGGCAGGAACCUCCCAAACUCACAGUAUUCAAACCUAAAGCCAAACGGAGGACGACUUCCUCCUGGAAGCUACUACAUCGUGCUGUGUGUGGACGUCAUAGAGACAACGGGGGCCAGCCACCACCGUAAGCAGGAGCUGGUGAAAGAACUCCAGAGAAACGGCGUCAACUUUGACGUCAGGAAGCUCAACGUUGGUGACUUCCUGUGGGUGGCGCGGGAAAAGGUCGCACCUGUUCCAGGUCAGUUGCGCGCUCCGGCGGGCAGGGAGCUGGUUCUGGAUUACAUCAUCGAGAGGAAGAGGAUGGAUGACCUGUGCGGCAGCAUCAUUGACGGACGCUUCAGGGAACAGAAGUUUCGCCUGAAGAGGUGUGGCUUGCGGCAGCCCAUCUAUCUGAUUGAGAGCGGCGUGGCGGCCGCUCACCUCAGUAUUCCUGAAGCCACGCUGCAGCAAGCCAUCGUCAACACGCAGGUGGUUGACGGGUUCUUUGUGAAGAGAGUUCAGGACGUGCGGGAAUCUGCAGCCUAUCUCACAGUCAUGACGCGACACCUGACAAAACUCUACCAGAACUGUACAUUGACAUGUUGCUCCAGAGGGCUGGACGGGGAUGCACCGCGUGAGGAACAGCAGACAGGGAGACCUUUCUGCUCGCUUAUGUCUUUCGCUGAAUUCAAUCAAGGAGCCGUCAAAAACAAGUGUCAGACAGUGAGAGAAGUGUUUGCCAGACAACUGAUGCAGGUCAGCGGUUUGUCUGGAGACAAAGCAGCUGCUAUCCUAAACCACUACAGCACCCCCUACCGUCUUAUAACAGCUUAUGAAUGCUGCACCAGAGAAGAGGAGAAAGAGAAACUCCUGUCCUCCAUCAGAUACGGAAAACUCAGGAGGAACCUGGGCCCGGCUCUGAGCAGAACCAUUUAUCAGCUGUAUUGUUCCCCCGGAGCGCUCUCAUAAGGACACGCCCACCAGUCAGUCAACAUCCACCUUUUUUUUUUGUUGUUGUUGUUUUAAACAAAUGAGUGAAUAAAAGUUUUUAUUCUGCAGCUUUUUCCAUCUGCUCUGAUCAUAUAACGCCCAGUGUCUAACGUGACAUACCAAACUGAUUUUUCUGUUUCAGUAUGUGUGGUCGCGUCCCUUGUACUGUGGUCCCUCUCAGCGUGCGGGACCAGACAGCUAGCCAACACUUAGAUGGGUGGUUGAAAUCCCAAUAAAUCCACAAGGCCUGCUUUUCUGACCUUCACAGAUUCAAUCUCUUUGUAAAACUGCACCAAAAUACAGAAUUAGUACA
Molecule: messenger RNA, 2473 nt
Organism: Thalassophryne amazonica
Lineage: Eukaryota; Metazoa; Chordata; Actinopteri; Batrachoidiformes; Batrachoididae
Gene: mus81
Product: MUS81 structure-specific endonuclease subunit
Exons: 16
Coding region: 331-2139 (602 amino acids)
Biological process (GO): resolution of meiotic recombination intermediates; mitotic intra-S DNA damage checkpoint signaling; double-strand break repair via break-induced replication
Cellular component (GO): Holliday junction resolvase complex; nucleus
Molecular function (GO): DNA binding; crossover junction DNA endonuclease activity; 3'-flap endonuclease activity
Source: RefSeq, a predicted model, not a curated record